AUGGCUGUUGAGACUGAGAAGCAGCAAGAGGCCGUCCCGACGGGCGGCCCUCUUGAGAAGGCAGAGCCAGACAAUGCUUCUACCAAAGGUCCCGUCUCGGGGGACAACACCGACACGGAGCGAGGAGCCACGAAAGAAGUAGCCUCCGAGCCCGUCCGCACCGUGACCGGCAUCAGAUGGAUCAUCGUCGUCUUCGCCAUCCUCUCCUCGACCUUCCUCUUCGCCCUCGACAACACCGUCGUCGCCGACGUCCAGCCGCAGAUCGUGCUGCAGUUCGAUGCCAUCACGGACAUCGCAUGGCUGGCCGUCGCCUUCAUCAUGGCCGCGACGUCGACGAACUUGCUCUUCGGGCAGCUGUACUCGCAUCUCAAGCCCAAGUGGCUGUACAUCGGGAGUGUCGUCGUGUUCGAGGUGGGAAGCGCGGUGUGUGGUGCUGCGCCGACCAUGGACGCCCUCAUCGUCGGUCGAGCGUUGUGCGGUCUCGGCGGUGUGGGGAUGUAUCUUGGAGUGAUGACUCUCAUUGCUGCGACAACGACUAUUCAGGAGAGGCCUGCGUAUCUGGCCUCGAUCGGGUUGACCUGGGGCCUGGGCACUGUACUGGGACCCGUCGUCGGAGGUGCGUUCGCUGAUUCAGAUGCCACAUGGCGAUGGGCCUUCUACAUCAACCUGCCGAUCGGAGGCCUCGCCGCACCUGUUUAUCUCUGGAUGCUUCCCUCCCCUGAUCCUCAACCCGGCGCGACUCUGCUCCAGCGCUUGAAAGAGUUGGACUGGGUCGGCGCGCCGCUUAUGCUCGGCGCCAUCAUCUGCUUCACGAUGGGUAUCAGCUUCGGCGGCGUCAUGUACGAUUGGGACUCGGGCUCCGAGAUCGCCCUCUUCGUCGUCUCCGGUGUUCUCUUCAUCGCCUUCGGUAUCCAGCAGGCGUACUGCAUUGGCACCACCAAAGAACGUCGUCUCUUCCCCGUCGAGCUCGUCUUCUCGAUGAAGUACUACCGUACCAUCAUCCUCAUGUUCUGCAUCACCGCCUCGGGAGGCUGUGCCAUCUUCGUCCCGGUGUAUUUCAUUCCCGUAUUCUUCCAGUUCACGAGGGGUGAUAGCGCGAUCGAUGCUGCUGUUCGGUUGCUUCCUUUCAUCAUCCUCGCUGUCUUCGUCACGCUUCUCCAGGGCGGUAUGCUCGCGCACCCCUCUGGCAAGUUCGGGAUGUACUUCCCUUGGUUCACAGCUGGCGGAGCCAUCGUCGUCACGGCGGCAACCCUCAUGUACCACGUCAACCCAGACCGGAGCACGGCGUAUAUAUACGGCGCUUCAGCGCUGCUCGGAGCCGGCGUCGGCACCUUCACCCAAGCGGGCUUCUCCAUCGCGCAAGCAAGCGUGCCUGAGGACAUGGCUGCCAUGGCCUCCUCGCUGAUGGCGCUUGCCCAGACCAGCGGCAUCAACAUCGCGCUUGCAGUCGGUAACGCCGUGUUUCUGAACAGAGCCGAGAAGCGCUUGACGGAGAUCCUCCCGGACACCGUUCCGGAAGAGCAAAUUCAGCUUGCCAUUGCCGGUGUCGGGACUGACUUCGUUUCGACCCUGCCUCCGGACAUGCAACGGGAGAUCCUCGAGGCCAUUGUGGAGGCGUUGAACUUGCCGUACAUCUUGGUGAUCGUCGCUGGUGCUAUGGUGCUUGCGUGCAGCCUGCUUUGCAAGAGAGAGCGCUUGUUCAUGAAGGCCGCUGCAGGCGGCGCUUGA
Molecule: messenger RNA, 1728 nt
Organism: Colletotrichum karsti
Lineage: Eukaryota; Fungi; Ascomycota; Sordariomycetes; Glomerellales; Glomerellaceae
Exons: 2
Coding region: 1-1728 (575 amino acids)
Biological process (GO): transmembrane transport
Molecular function (GO): transmembrane transporter activity
Source: RefSeq, a predicted model, not a curated record